AUGUUGCACGGUACCGCAGCCGCAGCCCCACUCGCCCCAAGUAGCAAGAAAGAACGAGACAAACGAGGGCGAUUCCCAACAUUAUCAGACGGACCUCCAGGAAUUAGCCCAGAUCAAGUCCAACGGCGUUCUUUGCCAAUUCUACAAUCCAUACACGAAACUUUAGCACGACGAUCACCUCAACAUCCACGACGUGUGAUUUACGUACUCCAUCGACCGAUAUUUCUCAGAAAAGGUCGAGUUGUUAAAGCUCCGCAGUACUAUCCUGAAGAAAGCUUGUCACAAGUUAAUGAAGUACAAGAAUACGGAGACCAGGGGGGCUUCAUGCCCUCAGCAGCUCCAGCCCAGGAAAUGCCCUAUGCACCGCCUACACCCGCAUUUAGUGGUGGACGUGGGUCGUCAGGAUCGUCAUAUAGUGCACCUGGUUCGCAAUUCGGUUCCUCCAGCUCACAAUAUGGUCAAUCUAGCCAGCAGUAUUCGGGAGGGCAAGAAUACGGAUCUCAGAGAGGCUCCAUGCCCUCAGCAGCUGCAGCUCAGGAAGCCCCCUAUGCUCCACCGACUCCACAAUUUAGUGCACCUUCCGCUCCGUCUAGCUCUUCUUACAGUCAACCUGGUUCUUCCUUCACUCCUGCCAGUUCACGAUUCAGCACACCUAGUGCUCAAUAUGGUGGAUCUGGCUCGACAGUUACAGUCCAAGAAAUGCCCUAUGCGCCCCCUACACCCGCGUUCGGUGGUGCGCGUGGCCCGUCAGGAGCUCCAUAUGCGCCUCCUACACCCGCGUUCGGUGGUGCGCGUGGCCCGUCAGGACCGUCAUAUGGUUCAUCUGGCUCGGCAGUCACAGCCCAGGAAGCUCCAUAUGCGCCUCCUACACCCGCAUUCAGGUGGUGCGCGUGGCCCGUCAGGCCGUCAUAUGGUUCAUCUGGCUCGGCAGCCACAGCCCAGGAAGCGCCAUAUGCGCCUCCUACACCCGCGUUCGGUGGUGCGCGUGGCCCGUCAGGACCGUCAUAUAUAGCGCUCCUGGUUCGCAAUUGCAGUAUACUGAAGAGGGUUCCAUGCCCUCAGCAGUCCCCGUCCAGGAAACUCCCUAUGCUCCUCCGACUCCACAGCUUGCUGGACGGUCAAUUUGGCCAAGGUGGUCAGGGGCAGGGUACGGCCAAUCUUUCAUGCCGGAAGUCCCACAAGAGGUGA
Molecule: messenger RNA, 1188 nt
Organism: Cooperia oncophora
Lineage: Eukaryota; Metazoa; Nematoda; Chromadorea; Rhabditida; Trichostrongylidae
Source: the annotation of a GenBank genome assembly